Messenger RNA from Artibeus jamaicensis (Jamaican fruit-eating bat), 3191 nucleotides. It is a transcript of the gene FAAP100, whose product is annotated as FA core complex associated protein 100. The coding region runs from base 62 to 2671 and encodes 869 amino acids. The record is from RefSeq and is a predicted model, not a curated record. The transcript has 9 exons. Gene Ontology annotation, cellular component: Fanconi anaemia nuclear complex; nucleoplasm. Lineage: Eukaryota; Metazoa; Chordata; Mammalia; Chiroptera; Phyllostomidae. Gene Ontology annotation, biological process: interstrand cross-link repair.
UCCGCCCACCCCCGCACCAGCGCCUGGAGGCGGAGUGCCGUCUCCCGGGCCGGCCCAGACCAUGGCGGGUCUCGCGCCGCGCGUGGACUACUUGGCGGGCUUCGGCUUCCCGGUUGGGGGCCUGGCAGCGGGCAAGCCUCGUGUGCUGCGUCUCGGGGCGGAGAUCCUCCUGUCCACCGGGAGGGAGCUGGUCUACGUCUACGACUCGGAAGGGAGGCAACUGACCGCGGUGUACAGGUUUCCCGGGCAGGUGUGCCACCUGGAGGUCCUGGCCCUUCGCAGGGUGCUCUUCGUUCUGUGCGCGUGGAGAGGCGUCUAUUGCUUGUCUUUGGACCAGGCGAGCAGGUCUGUGAGCCAGAGUGACGGGGAUGAGGAGGAGAGGGGCCUCCCGUCCCCUGCUGUCCCCGUGGACCCAGACGCCUGUGUCCUCCCUGAUGCCACGCUGUGUGCUUUCACUGUGAUGGACGGUGUGCUCAUCACACUGGCCCAGGGCACUGCCCAGUGGAAGCUGCAGGUGUUCCAGUGUCCUUGUCCUGGGCAGGCCAGGCCCCUGGACCAGAUUGGCGCGGUGCAGCUGUCUGCCUGCACCCCCCCAGCCGGCAGCCCAGGGAGGCCGGAGGCCCCCUCCCCCCGCUUCCUCCCGGUGCUGUGCUGCGUGUCACCGCCAGGCUGCGGGGCCCCCCACAGCCUUCAGCAGGGUCCCCCGGGCUCCACGCUGGAGGGGGCCCUGUUUGGGCUCCUCUUUGGCACCGACGCCACCCUCCUGGAGUCGCCCGUGAUCCUCUGUGGCCUCCCAGAUGGCCAGCUCUGCAGUGUGGUCCUGAAGACCCUGGUCACCUCCAGAUCGGCCCCUGGGGACCCGAAGGCCCUCGUCAGGAUUCUCCAUCACCUGGAGGAGCCUGUCAUCUUCAUCGGGGCCCUGAGGACAGAGCCGCUGCCUGAGGACAUGGAGGACACCUGCUGCGACUGCCUGGUGGCGCUCGGUCACCGAGGCCGGACACUGGCCAUCAAGGCCAGCUGGGAUGAGGCCGGGAGUCUGGUGCCGGAGAUGCGGGAGUACCGCCUGCCGGGGCCCCUGCUCUGCGCCGCCUGUGGUGAGGGCGGCCGCGUGUACCACAGCACGCCCUCCAGCCUCUGCCUGGUCGACCUGGCUCGGGGAGGCACCCCCUGGCUCGGGGAGGGGGCGGACGUGCCACCCAACGGCCCAGGGGGCCUGCCCUCUCUGCUGUGUCCAGCCAGCUUGAGUGUCUGCAGUGUUGUCACCCUCUCUGUGUCACCGAGGUUGCCUGAAGGGGGCGCCGAGCUCCUGGCCCUGUCUGCCCGAGGCCGCCUGCUGACCUGCCGCUUGGAGCAGAGCCCUGAGGCACCGUGGCCCACCAGAGGGACCUCGGCGGCCACUGGCCGGAGGAUGAAGGAUUUGCUCUGUGGCAUCGGCACUGUCUCGGAGAGAGUGUCUUCCCUGAAGAGGGCCGUGGACCAGCGGAACAGGGCCCUGACGUGUCUCAACGAAGCCAUGAACGUGAGCUGUGCUCUGCUGUCCUGCCGGGAGGGCCCCCGGCCCAUCUCGUGCACGACCACCACCGCCUGGAGCCGCCGGGAGCUGCGGGACGUUCUGACCGCCACCUGCCUGCUGGAGAACAGCAGCGGCCCCCACCUGGGCCGGGGCUGGGCGCUGUGCGUCCAGGUGCUCCCCGGCGCCCCAGCCUCAGACCCGGAGGCGGCUGGCUCGGCCGUGACCUACACCAUCCCUGUGGACCAGCUCGGCCCCGGUGGCCGGCGUGAGGUGACGCUGGCCCUGGGCCCGGGCAAGGAUGGCAUGCUGGACCUGCCGGUGACCGUGUGCUGUGCGCUCUUCUACAGCCUCAGGGAGGUGCUGGGCGGGGCCCUGGCCCCCUCGGGCUCUUCCGAGGACGCCUCCUGGGACGGGCAGGAGGGCAUCUGCCUGCCCCUGAGUGAGCACACAGUGGACCUGCUACAGGGCCUGCGCUUCCCUGGCCUGGCCACGUCCCUUGCGCAGGCCCUGGGGCCAUCGGGUCCCACCCUGGACCCCGUGGACACCUUCCUGGAGGCCUGCCACAGGCCCGGCAGCCACCCGGCACAGCCCGAGUCCCUGAGGGCCAAGUACCUGCCCCCUUCUGUGGCUGCCAUCACGGUGUCGGCAGAGCUGCUCAGAGCUGCCUGCGGGGACAGGUCCUCAGGCAUGUCCCUGUCCUGUGCUGUCCUGCAGUGGCUGCUCGCUGAGAACGCCGUCGUGGACGUCGUGAGGGCCCGAGGGCUGUCCUCUGUCCAGGGUGUGGCCCCGGACGGCACUGACAUUCGUCUCACUGUGCGUGAGGUGGCGGUGACCGGCAUGUGCCCGGCGGGGCCCCUCCAGGCUGCGGAGAUCCAGGUGGAGAGCCGCUGUCUGGCCAGCGUGUGCGGGGCUCAUGGCGCCAUCGUCAGAAGGAUGCAGAGGAUGGCGGUGGAGCAGGCCGCCCAGGGCUGCAGCCCACCUGACCUCCUUGCACAGCACCUGCACCAGAGCCAGGCCAGCCAGGAGGCGCUGCUGCGGGAGGUGCAGACCCUGCGGGACCAGCGCUGCGUGGAGGGCGAGGCCGGCUCCCGAGCUGCCACCGAGAGGCUCCUGCAGGUGUACCGGCAGCUGCGCAGCCCUGGCCUCCUGCUGCUGUGACUGCCAGCAGGAGCUCCUGCCCCUUCCGACCCCGAGUCAGGGCAUCAGGUCCACCCUUCCUCCUCCCUCAGCUGCCCGCCGUCUCCAGCCUCAUCCUCUUGCUGCUGGGCAGUGUCCCCUGCAGCGUAGGGGUUGGGUCAGCGAUGUCUGCUCCACUCACAAGCUCAGAACCUUGGGCUGGAUCCCAGAGCAGGAGCUGCGUGGCCCUGGGUGGCUCUUGGGGGCCAGGGAGAAACCGCCUGGGAGUGGGACCUGGGGCAGGCGUAGGUCUGCCUGCCACCCACCGCGGACACCUCAGCCCCGCCCCUGCACUGCGGGGUGCUGCCUGCGACGCAGCACAGUUAAGGCAGCAGGGCUUCAGGCGCCUGUGGCCAGGUCACCGCCUCCCCUCACCGAGCACCGCCAGGGUCCCGUGGAGGGGGAGCUGCCAGUGCUUCCCGUGUUUGCCUGGAUGUCACGCGGUGCUAUGUGGGGGGGCCGUGAAGGCCCCGCCGCCACCUAACUGACCUUUGUGAACUGA